This is a messenger RNA of Metarhizium robertsii ARSEF 23, 1569 nucleotides long. RefSeq lists its product as uncharacterized. The coding region runs from base 1 to 1569 and encodes 522 amino acids. Lineage: Eukaryota; Fungi; Ascomycota; Sordariomycetes; Hypocreales; Clavicipitaceae. Gene Ontology annotation, cellular component: cytosol; nucleoplasm; centrosome. The transcript is spliced from 4 exons. The record is from RefSeq and is a predicted model, not a curated record.
AUGGACGAAGUAUGCCUCAGCAAAGAAAACGUGGGUCGAUUGCGAGACCUUGGAUUUAAAAAUGUGGCUGCCGUUGUUCUACUGCCCAGCGUCAGGCUUGAGGCUGCUACAGUUGCUCCGUGUGAUGUGAGCAUCUUGGCCGAGACGACGAUAGUUCGAGCAGUGGAGAAUUUCCCUAAAGUUUCCAGUAACGAGACCCGUCUUGACAUGCUACUCCAAAUUUUUGCCUGCCUUGUUCUACAGCCAGCCAUCGCCAGAUGCAGCUCCGAGGGAGCGGACAUUGAUGUUCAUGACACUGAAAGCAUCCCACUAGAUAUGGGCCAACCUGACAGCUUAAAUUCCUCCAUGAAUAGUUCUGACUUGCUGCUCUACGAUAGCCUUACUCAGACUUUGGCAUUGCAGAUCCUAUGGAACAGAGGUACACUAGCUGUCACAGCUUAUGCAGACCCUGGCGAUUUAUGGACAACCGAAACUGCGGCUCGUCUCGCGCAAAGGAUUCUAUCUCUACAGCUUUCCGGACAGGGACUGACCAACUUUAUCAUCGGGCCCGUUUUAAACCAACAUGUCCGACUGAUUCUUUCAUCACCAACUGGUGGUGACCCUUCAGCCAAUUCCAGAGCGUCUGGGUCUGUAGCUGCGUUGGACUUAGCAGAGUAUGAGAAUGCUGCUGCGGUACUGAAUUGGGCGAUCAGGAUGACCGAGAGUCCUGAUAUCGGAAAAUACUGGCAUCGCUUUGUGCCAGCGCUGGUCAACUUGGCGGAAAGCCGCGAAAUGUCCGUUAGAGAGGGAGGGCUUAAGGCGAUUAUCUCGUUCCUGGCAAAGUGCCCAUCAUCCGCGAUAUAUACCACCGGAAUGGACCAGCUUUUCGAGCGCACGAUCCUACCCACAUUACUUCUUCUUCCAACUGCGACACCAGAAAAGGACUCGGUGACUCUGCUAAGGCUAGGAUAUACGGCUGCGCUGCAGCUGGCAACCACUAGUGGAGAUUCUCACAACGCCAAUAGACGGCGCAUUUUAGAUAUGAUAAUCCGUGAUGGAAUACUAGAAGGGUUCCGCCAUGCGGCGGAUUAUAUAUCUGUAGUCGACGUCUUGAUGCAAUAUGUAGCAGAAGUGGUUUCUUGUCUCGGAAUAUUCUCCAUUAAACACCUGAAAGUAAGUCUCACAAUAUUCUCUACAAUAUGCAAUGCCUCUGACUACGAGGAUUUCUUACAGGACCUUUUGGACGUCAUCGAAUCUGUCAUUUGUGAUCCGUUUGGUGCAGACCACCCUGGAGUGUUAACAUCCGCGGCCGAAGCUCUAAUAGUUAUUAUGACCAACUGUUGGCCUAGGAUAUCCAACACAAAACGUGUGGAGCAAAUACUGCGGAUUCUUGGCGUCUGUUGGCUAAACAUGAACAAUGAAGCCUCUCAAUCAAUUCACGAGGGGAGCAUGCCGGUUCUCAAGUCCCGCAUCCUUCAAGCGGCAGGGCUGGUACGAUUCUUCGCACAAACCAAUGCAUCGGAAAUAAAUAGAACUUCAAGAGCCGCAGUUUUACGUGAUCGCCGGCUACAAGACAUUUUAAUGCAAUAG